This is a messenger RNA of Gadus morhua (Atlantic cod), 5659 nucleotides long. It is a transcript of the gene fosb, whose product is annotated as FBJ murine osteosarcoma viral oncogene homolog B. Gene Ontology annotation, molecular function: RNA polymerase II cis-regulatory region sequence-specific DNA binding; DNA-binding transcription factor activity, RNA polymerase II-specific. Gene Ontology annotation, cellular component: nucleus. The transcript is spliced from 5 exons. The coding region runs from base 525 to 1925 and encodes 466 amino acids. The record is from RefSeq and is a predicted model, not a curated record. Gene Ontology annotation, biological process: regulation of transcription by RNA polymerase II. Lineage: Eukaryota; Metazoa; Chordata; Actinopteri; Gadiformes; Gadidae.
GAACCUGACUUAUCGAUUGAAACGUGCUUAUACCUAAAAAUAAUUCUUAACUCAUAACUAAUAUAUUUCCGUUUGCAACGCGCUGGAUGUUCUUAACGUUUCCUUUGAUGCAUUGUCAGACGGUGAGAAACAUCUCGUGGUUUGAUAGUAAAAAAAAAGACUAUUCUUCCCCGUGUGCGAGGUAAAAGGGAUUCCCUCAACGUCACCAAGGAGACCAAACAAAACACCAGCGCAGCCCCAUAUAUGGGCACGUACGUCACGGCGGAACUCCGAGGCGGGACUUAAAGAGAGCGAGAAAGGAGAGGUAGAAAUGCCCUGGUUUUACUCAAAGAGGAUGGAUUAAUUCAAGACUAUAAGGCGAGACGCGUGUCCGUGGACUUAAAGAUUGUAACGUCGGCCAGCCUCCGUGGAUUUGUAACCUUACAUUCGGACGGCGGACUAAGGGAAUACCUCCUCGGUCUGAGCGGAGUUCAACAUCUGGAGUUCAGGCGCUUCCCGACCAGGGGACCCGGAUCACCUUCUCCAUGCAACUUUUUUGGAAAGACACUAAAAGCACCUUACCGCACCACGUUAAGAAGAUCACCGACGGUGACGCCCCGCUGUCCCGGACCGACCCACCUCGAGUCUCCCAGGGGGUAAUGUUCGGAGGGUUCUCCGGAGACAUCGACAGCGGUUCCCGUGAGAGUUCGUCCCCGUCCAUCGAGUCCCAGUACAUCUCCUCCCUGGACUCCUUCGGCAGCCCGCCGACCACCAGUGCUCCGCAGGAGUGUGUGCCGGCUGUAGGUGGGCUCAUCAGCGUCGCGGGAGGAGGAGCAGCGGGUGGAGGAGGAGGAGGAGCAGCGGGUGGAGGAGGAGGAGGAGCAGCGGGUGGAGGAGGAGGAGGCUUGGAGAUGCCCGGCUCGUUCGUCCCCACCGUCACCGCCAUCACCAGCAGCCAGGACCUGCAGUGGAUGGUGCAGCCCACCCUGAUCUCCUCCCAGGCCCCUGGCCAGGGCCUCGGGGGGGGCCCCAUGACCCACCACGGGCCCCUGGUCGACCCCUACGACAUGCCGGGGCCCAGCUACUCCACGGGCUCCUCUUACCCCUCCUCCUCUACCGCGGACCCCCAGGGCCCCGCCCCCGGCCAGGGCCCCGCCCCCGGCGCCAUACGCUCCUCCAGGGCCCGUGCGCGCCGGGUGAGGGAGGAGUCAGUGAGUGACGACGGCGACGUUGGUGUGUUACUCACCCCCGAGGAGGAGGAGAAGAGACGCGUCCGCCGCGAGCGCAACAAGAUGGCCGCCGCCAAAUGCCGCAACCGCCGGCGGGAGCUCACGGACCGGCUGCAGUCGGAGACCGACGUCCUGGAGGAGGAGAAGUCCGAGCUGGAGGCGGAGAUCUCGGAGCUGCAGAAGGAGAAGGAGCGGCUGGAGUUCGUCCUGGUGGCCCACCAGCCCGGCUGUAAGAUCCCGUACCAGGAUCAGAGCCAGCCGCAGCCCUCGGGGCAGCUCCCCCCACUACAGCUGGCGCCCCAGCCCGGCCAGCAGGACGUCUCCAUCCUGGGCCUGACUGUGAAGGAGGACGAUUUCUUCCUGCCUCCCGCCUACACCCCCCACCCGAGCUCCUCGCUGGCCCUCCCGCCGCCGCCGCCGCCGCAGCAGCAGCAGCUGCCACCGCCAGGGCUAAUGCAGGAGGUAGCCUUUUCUACUUCUUUCUAUGGCUCGAGCCAGCCGGCGGCGGGGGGGGCCUGCCACACGGGCCUCCACGGUGGUGGUGGUGGUGGUGGUGGUGGUGGUGGUACCCAUGACGGCGGCUUCAACCCCUCAUACACAUCCUCAUUUGUCUUCACCUACCCGGAGGGAGCCUGCGGGGUCAGUGCCAACCAACGCAACAGCAGUAGCGAGCAGUCCUCCGACUCUCUGAACUCGCCCUCCCUGCUCGCGCUCUGACCGGCCGCCGGACACUAACCCCCCCCGACCCUAUACGCACACGUCGACGCGCACACACCGCACACACACACACACACACACACACCGCCCAGCGACACCAGGCGCCCGGGGCGAUCGCCCGCGCUGCCCUGAGCCCCGAGGGGACGGGUUUUACGUAACCCGAUAGCGAGCUUUUCUCGGAUAUUAUCACAUUGAAAAAACGAAUUGUUAACCGAUAAUUGACCAUUCAGUUCCUUCUCACUGAGGAUUCUGAUGGUGUCGUAUGAGCCAAAGCUGUCCCUGUGCACAGCAGUAUCGAAUCGCUCCAAAUGAGGGUUCAAGGGAUUCAAUUAUUACUUUCAUUCACAAUAAUUCCUUUGAAACUUUACCUUUCAAGUGAAUUAUUUCAAUUUAAAACCAGAUCCCCCCCGUCCCCAUGAGCCCCCCCUUUAUCUCUGUCGGCCGCCCCUCCCCUAGUGCCCCCCUCCCAUCCCCCUCCAUCACCUCCUGCCCCUCUUCAUCACGCUGAAUGUAUUUGUGCCGAGCUGAACUAGGGAGGAAGGACGCCUUGGCUGGGGUCACUCCUACUGAAGGGCAGACGGCCGAUCUCUCGCUCUCUUCUUCUUCCUCACAUGCUCGACCUUCUUCGCUUCUCCAUUCGAUGUGACGUUACGCGUGACGGGACCGACGGGUUCUCCGCUUCCGCCCGCCGCUCACCUUUUUUUUUUGUAUGCUACUGCUGCUGUGCGUGCUCCGGCCGCCCUGUCCCGACUGUGGCCUCUUUAUCCUUCUGUUUCUGUGUCUCUCCUUUCCUUCUCUGAAGUCUCCGUCCCCUGAGAGCCCGAAGACUCCGACCGACCCCUGGGACCUUGAGUGAAGGGCGGACCCCCCCCCCAAAACGCUCCCAUGCACGCGCGCACACGUGGAAACCCCCGACACACCGACACAGGAGAGGCUUUCAAUUUGGAAACGGGGAGAUGCUUAGAGCGAGUGAUAGUCGUUCACAUGCACACAGACACGCACGUAAAUGUAAAGAUAAAAAGUGAGUGAUUCAACAGACACUUGUGAGAUUCACAAAGCAACAGGGAUGCCACUGUCCUCUCCUGAGCCAAUGAUGGAGUUUAAAAUGACGGAAGAUGAGACGCAUCUUCCCGUGCGAUGGUUGAGGUUGGUGGGAACGUAAGCGAAGAGAGGAAGGAAGGGAAGUCAAAGCUGAUAUGCUGAGGCUUUGACCACAGGGAAGAGGAGAGGAAGGCGCUUUACACCAAUCGAUAUCUGGAGCCAAAUGUUAAAAAGCACAACAAAAAAUAAACUCUGUUCUUGCAAACUUUGUGGGGGGCUGACUCAUCAGCGGCCUAGCCCCGCCCCCUUAUCAGCAUCCUCUUGGCCAACAUGCAAGUAUUCAAACGGUCGUCUUCAGUCCUGACGUUGAGGCUUGAUUUGUUUUGUCACACGACUAACCGCCUCCGUGUUUGUCAUCAAAGGCUCGGUUUGAUAUCCAGGGUCUGAAUAGAGGGUGUCGGUUCUGAGGGAGAAGCAUAGAAGCAUAUUAAAAGGAGUAUUCUGAAGAAUUUGGGAGGAGUGUUUGUAGGAGCUUUAUGAGACACACCUGUUGGGACCAUGAAUGAAUAGGAAGCAAACUGUUGCCUUUAUUUAGAGGAGGUAUUUUUUUAAGUGGCUUGGACAAUCAAAGUGUUGGGUGCGCUGGUCUCUGCACCCUCUCUGCCCCCCAGGGGAGAGCAGAUGGAGGGUGUGUUUAUUGUGAGUCUGUCCCCACAGAGCCCCUCAGCCCAUUAUUGAAGUCCAUUCGAUGGAGAGCACAAAUAAGACCAGAAAGUAAAGCAAAACGGUGUUACGAGGGUAUAUUUUUGAGAUAGCCUUCUUUCUUUGCCUGUGAACUUGUACAAUUUAUUUUCCUAUGUGGUUGAGUAAAGAAAUGCUAUUUUUAUAGUUUCAUGUUUGUUUAAAUGUGUGUUUUGCGUUGUCCCAUGCUCUUAAUUGUAAUGUUGCUGCCAAGAUUUCCCGUGUUUUAUUUGGUGUCCUCAUAACUGUUACUAUUAUAAUUACAUUGUAACUAAUAUUGUUUGGUUAUUGUGUUGUGAUUUUGUUUGGCGACUUCGGAGGCAUGUCGUGCACUAUGAAAGUGUUUCUGUGUCAAAAGAUUUACUCGUACGCCUUUAUGCAUAUACAUAUAUACAAGAAAUGUAUAUAUAUAUUCGUUUAUGUGCCAUGAUUGUAAAGUAUGAAUGUUACAGAUCUGAAUAGAAUAUUUUUGUCAAUGAAGAAAAAACAAGAUGAGAUGAUGUUAUUGAAGCUAGUUUUAAAAUGGGAUAUUUUUCUAAAAGAACAAAAAAAGUUAAACUAUAGUAUAACGAAAGCACUCCCCCAUUACCCAACAUUAAGCCCAAUCUUACUGCCUCGCCCCGUGUAUUUACAUGUUUUAUAUAUAAAACACUAACCUGCAUCAGUGCAGGUGUUGGGUAAGACGAGGUUAUGUUCUGGUCCUGCUGGGUUAGGGCUGGUUGUUCUCUGUGAGGUCGGCGCCCAAAGCCACUGACCCCUCAGCACUCAAAGGCCAUCAGCCAGCGACUAAAGAGGAAUGCAUCGAGUCUGCCCAGAUAUUAAGAUAUGCUGCAACAGAAUGUCACUUAGAGACAGACUCUUUUAUGUUAAUCCGUGACCUCUUGGCGUCAAACAUGUUGCUCCUCAGACACUGUCAAUAAAAUUGUUGUUUUUUUGAAGGUCAAUUUGAUAUCAGAUGUCAACAUUAUCACGCUCAGUAUAUAGAGAUAUGAAUUGACUGCUUAUUGAUUGUUUUUGACAGUGUCUCCAGGCCCUCCCAGACGGGCAGACUGGUCUGGUCUGUGCAGGGCCUGUGUUUGUACAUUCUGUUGGUAUUGAAGUUGCCUUUUAUUGUCACUCCAGACAUAAUGUGAUAAAAAUGUGUUCUGGGGUCCCAAAAAAAUAAUGCUCUAUAUAUAUAUUCAGUAGUUCUCAUGUACAUUCCUUUUUGGUGCUACUUACAGUUUAUAAUAUGAAGCUCUAAUAAGAGGAGGAUUUCCCUUUGUAUGACGUUUCUAUGGCUAUGGUUCCACACAGAAUGUGACACGGUAUAUUCUUUAAUAUACACGACUGCUUUUGGUCCGCCCUGGGAAUCAGUGUCCAUUUUUUUUGUUGAAUUUCUUCUCUCUGGAAGCCUGCCGUGGGGGGAACGCGAUGGCUGUGGGAGCAUAAUGUGAUCACCAGCGGCUCGCUGUGGUGUGUUUUGGCACUGCACUUGCCCUGCAAUCAUCUGCAUCUCUUCAUCGGCUACCUGGACACUCUAUGAAUCCGAUGGCAUAGCAUAUAUCCAAAAAAUAGAUUCACGAGUGGUGGGAACUUGAUCCAACCAUGUUAGGAGUUGUUUGCAGUGUAUGAUAUGCAAUACCUAAUAUCCUCCAGGAUUACCAUAAUGUAGCAACCCGAACUGAAGACCUGAGAUAGAGUGCUAUUACAUAUCUUGGCACGUUUUCUGCUACGUGGGGAUGUAUUGCUUUAUUUAUGACCUCCAGUUAAGAUGUGGAUAUUCUAUUCAUAAUAUUUACUGUAUCAUUUCAAGAGCCAAUCCUGUGUCCUGUUGCCCUGACGACCCCUUGGGGUGCGUUAGGUAGAGAUGAGACGUUGGUUGGGUUUCUGUCUCUUGAUUGGAUUACCUCUUCAUGGCACUUUGUGGCUUUGUUUUAAAAGUGCUACAUAAAUAAAAGAUAUUUUACUUA